AUGAUGGCUUGGGUACUGACUUUAAACGAGGGUGUGCUACCAGACAAAGAGCCAAGGUUUGCGGAGCCUAUUCCGAAUGUCACAGUAGCACUCGGAAGGGAUGCCAGUUUGCCAUGUGUAAUAGAUAACCUGGGAACCUACAAGGUCGUAUGGAUUCACGUUGGCAGACAAAUGCUUGUGUCGGUGCACAAGCACGUGGUGGCGAAGAUUCCGAGGUUUUCCGUAACAAAUGACAAUCACAAAACAUGGCAGCUGCACAUUAAAGCUGUCGAGCGCCAGGAUCGAGGUUUCUACAUGUGCCAGGUCAACACAAAACCGAUGAUUAGUCAAAUUGGCUUCCUCGAAGUCGUAGUACCACCCAAUAUAUUGGACAAGGAGUCAUCACCAAGUAAUAUAGCCGUUCGUGAGCACCAGAAUGUCACCCUAACUUGCAAAGCUGAGGGACACCCAGAACCCAAGCUCAAGUGGAGACGUGAGGACAACCAGGGCAUUUCUGUAGAUCGUCGGACUAAAGUGCCGAUGUAUGAGGGUAACAGCCUUAAUCUGACGAAAAUUACGCGCAUGGAAAUGGGAUCGUAUUUGUGCAUAGCUAGCAAUGGUGUGCCACCCUCGAUUAGUAAGAGGAUCCUCGUCGAUGUUGAAUUUUCACCGAUGAUAUGGGUACCAAACCAAUUGGUGGGCGCGCCAGUAGAAACAAACGUCACGAUAGAGUGCCGUACCGAAGCUUUUCCCCGGGCCAUCAGCUACUGGAUGUUCAACAACUCGAUGGUCCUGUCUACUGAAAAGUACUUCUCGGAAAUCGAGGAGAACUCCUACAGAAUCCUCAUGCGUUUGACAAUAAGGAACCUGCAGCCUGGAGAUUUCGGCAAUUACCGGUGUAUUAGCAAAAACUCGCUCGGUGAGACCGAAGGAUCCAUUAGGCUGUACGAAUUUAAAAAACCCUCUUCACCACCCAAAGCCACGGAGAUUAAGAGCAGUGCCAACAAAGAAGGGCGCAAAAGCACAACGGCAGCGCCGAUCCUUAGGCGCUCGACGACGAUCUGGCCGACCUCGAAUUACCCGUAUAACCCGAGGCGCACCGAGAGGCCGCCACUGCGUGAAUACGAGUACGACAGGCCCGAGGAGAACCGAGGCCGGGCCACCGCCGGCAGUAAUACUGUCCACGACACAGGAAGCUCGUACAUCAUCAGGUGGAGCGCGCCCCAGCUUAUGGUUGUCGCCGUGCAGUACAUCCUCACCGGGCCGUACAUGCCGCCCUACGUGCCCCAGACCGUCAACUGAGCGGCCAGCUCUCGCUGCUGGAUGCCACUGGGACGCGGGCUCACUCGUCACAUCAUGGAGUCGACGAACGGGCGUCCGACCGCACGCCGAGCACAACCACUCACCUGC
This is a messenger RNA of Copidosoma floridanum, 1389 nucleotides long. RefSeq names its product lachesin. Gene Ontology annotation, cellular component: neuron projection. The record is from RefSeq and is a predicted model, not a curated record. Lineage: Eukaryota; Metazoa; Arthropoda; Insecta; Hymenoptera; Encyrtidae.